Messenger RNA from Erythranthe guttata (spotted monkey flower), 1349 nucleotides. Its product is annotated as gibberellin 2-beta-dioxygenase. The record is from RefSeq and is a predicted model, not a curated record. Lineage: Eukaryota; Viridiplantae; Streptophyta; Magnoliopsida; Lamiales; Phrymaceae.
CAGAUGUCCCUCCACUCCAUAGAUUCCAACGCCUUUCUCCUUCUACAUACUCUCUCAUCUCUCUUCCAUGCAUCAUAGUUUUCAGCAACCUUAAAUCUUCCUCUUUCUCUCUAAAACUCCAGUAAUUCUCCCCAACAAAAAAAAUGGUGGUAUUAUCUCAGCCAGUUCUUGACAAUUUUGCCCACUUCGAAACAUGCAAGCCCACAGGUGAAAUCAAUAUAAUUCCAGCUGUGGAUCUUUCAGAUUACUCCAAUGCUAAGAAGCUUAUACUCGAAGCCUGCAAGGAAUUCGGGUUCUUUAAGGUGACCAACCAUGGCGUUUCAAUGGAGUUUCUGGACAGACUUGAAUCCGAGGUUGUCGAGUUUUUCAAACUGCCACAGCAAGAAAAGGAGAAAUCGGGCCCACCGAGCCCGUUUGGGUAUGGUAACAAGAAAAUCGGGCCGAACGGUGAUGUGGGAUGGGUUGAGUAUCUUCUUCUCUCCACCGACUCCAAAUCCAUUUGCCCCGGAAUUUCAGACACUCUCUGGUGUCUUGUGAAUGAGUAUGUUUGUGCAGUGAGGAAAAUGGUGUGUGAAGUGCUGGAAAUGAUAGCUGAAGAACUGAAAAUUGGAAGUAAUAAUAAAGAUGUGUUAAGUAAGCUGAUAAAGAAUGAGAAAAGUGAUUCUUGUUUUAGGGUAAAUCACUAUCCGCCAUGCCCGGAUAAUAAUCAUCAUCAGAUUCUUCAACCGUUACUAAUGAACGGUCAGGAUUUGAUCGGGUUCGGAGAACACACAGACCCACAAAUAAUAUCUGUCGUCAAAUCCAAUAACACAUCAGGCCUUCAGAUCUGUCUCAAAGAUGGUACGUGGGUUGCUGUCCCACCUGAUCCCACCUCCUUUUUCUUCAUUGUUGGUGAUUCCUUACAGGUGAUGACUAAUGGGAGGUUUAGGAGUGUGAAGCACAGAGUGUUGGCAGGUGAUAGUGUCAAAUCGAGGGUUUCAAUGAUAUACUUUGGUGGGCCACCUUUGAGUGAGAAAAUUACGCCUUUGCCCUCGAUAUUGGAAGAAGGUGAAGUGAGUUUGUACAAGGAAUUCACAUGGUCUGAAUACAAGAAUGCUGCGGGGGGAGACAAGGUUGGGUGAUGACAGGCUGGGGUUUUUCGAGAAAUAAUCUAGUACUACAUCGAUCUCCCAAAACUGGUUGACCUAAUUCUCUUUCAUUUCCUUACGUGGCAACCACUAGGGUUUCUCUCUCUCUCUCUCUCUCUCUCUCUCUCUCUCUCUCUCUCAUUUCGUCACCUUAAACGUAUGCUUGAUGUAUUUUUAGUUGUAACAAUCGAAUUAAUGCAAUUGUUAUCUACUCUACAGACU